Messenger RNA from Didymosphaeria variabile, 540 nucleotides. RefSeq lists its product as uncharacterized. Lineage: Eukaryota; Fungi; Ascomycota; Dothideomycetes; Pleosporales; Didymosphaeriaceae. The transcript has 2 exons. The record is from RefSeq and is a predicted model, not a curated record. The coding region runs from base 1 to 540 and encodes 179 amino acids.
AUGAAUUUCGAGGAGCUCACCACAAUCAGCUUCUCACCUUCGAUCCCAUUCAUGGAUGCGCCAAAGCAGAGCCGACCGGUCCACACAGCUCGAACUUUGAAGGCAUGCGAUAUGCAAACGAAGCUGCUCGCGAUACCUGGUGCUGUCGAAAGGCACAACAUCAUGAUUGGAUGCAUCGUUGCCUCAAUUGCUACAGCACAAGUUGCAGCAUGCCGGCUUCUAGAGGACCGUGCUCUUUCCAUAGCUCGUGAUCGCGUGCGACUGAGCAUCGGCUAUCUGAACGCCAUGGGCACGUUCUGGCCAACAUCCGCGACUAUGGCGAAAGAGGUUCGCUUCGUGGCUCGCAGCGCGCUCACCAGAUUGCCGAAUACCAUCGCAAGCCAGCCGGACCCCACUGCAGAGUCUGAAAUACCUCGUGAUGAGUUGAUCUGGCCAAUCGAUCCUUCAGCUCAGAUUGACAUCUACGCUGGCAUGUCCAUUCCUCUGGAUUUUGACGCGCAAAUGAUGGGCUACGCUUCUUCGUCGACUUCGAGUUUAUGA